This is a messenger RNA of Ornithodoros turicata, 1103 nucleotides long. RefSeq lists its product as uncharacterized. NCBI's taxonomy places the organism in Eukaryota, Metazoa, Arthropoda, Arachnida, Ixodida, Argasidae. Bases 95 to 481 code for a protein of 128 amino acids. The record is from RefSeq and is a predicted model, not a curated record. The transcript is spliced from 4 exons.
AAUAGAAGUGGCAUCUUCGUUUCUAUACUGUGGGUUGUUGUCAACUGUUGCAAUCUGCAUUCCUGAACAUCAUCUGGGAACUGCCUAUGGGUUGAUGCUCUCAGCACAGAAUCUUGGCACGGCUGUGGUGUCUCUAGUGGCUGAAAAAUUAGCUGACAAUCAUGGCUAUCUAUUGGGGGUCUUCUCCAUCUCUCUGGCUGCUUGCGUCCUGGCAAUAAUUGGUCUCAUGUGGUACGACAGACGGCAUGACGGGGAUUUGAACAGGCGUCAUUGGAGGAGAGUCUACAUAGUUUUUGAUACGAUGCAUGACUCAGCAGACACGGUCAUGUCGGAGCCUGUGAUUCUAGUCUCUUUGUCACGCACGACCAGUGACACAGACGUGAGAGACCAAACCGAAGCAUUGUUGCCAGACUGGUCUGCCACUAAAACAAGUUCAGAAGAUAGCCCAAGCGUGGCCAUUAGCGAGAGGCAUCUUGGUUAGCCCAUUCACAAAGCAGGGAGAAUACAGUGAACCUUCGUUAUUAUGACCAUGGUUGUUCCCGAAAAGUUUGGUCGUAAUGCGGAAUUGUCUUAUUAACGGGGGGAUUUGCAGAGGUUUCACUGCAUUAUUCCCCAGGAGUAUGGUCGUAAAGCACCUAUGUCAGAUUACGGGGGGUCUUAUUAACGAGGGUUCGCUGUUUGCAGCAUUGACCAGCCACAAUUCAUAUCUAUAACUACAGGAUGAAUAUAACAAAGGUUUCACAUUUUGUUCUCACCGUAAAAAUAGAAAAUGGUGUUUUUGGCGCUUCAAACGUUUGAGACCGAACGUUUCAGAAAAUUUUACCCGUAUUUUUUUCAUUGUAGAAAACGAGUUAGAAGCAAUCCAAAUUCUCAGCCCAUGCAUUUGCUAUGGCCUAUACCGCCUGCAAACUGCCGUGUUUUCCUCUGUCUCCUUCACAUUCACAUCACCACGUAUAGUUGGUGCUGCAUCGAAACCCUGCACCUGAUCCACCUCGUUGUUCGUUGUUUCAUAGGUUUUGCCUUUGCUUCGUGUCCAGGUAGCGCCACCUAUACGUGGUGAUGUGAAGUGAUGGUGGAAUAGGCAACCCUAAACCUAAACCUAA